This is a messenger RNA of Akanthomyces muscarius, 1251 nucleotides long. RefSeq lists its product as uncharacterized. Gene Ontology annotation, molecular function: oxidoreductase activity. The coding region runs from base 1 to 1251 and encodes 416 amino acids. The transcript is spliced from 5 exons. The record is from RefSeq and is a predicted model, not a curated record. NCBI's taxonomy places the organism in Eukaryota, Fungi, Ascomycota, Sordariomycetes, Hypocreales, Cordycipitaceae.
AUGGCAUCUCUGACUAGUCUUACAGCGCCGCAAGGCUGGGUUUCCUACCCCGUGCUGGCAGUAGCUGGGCUCCUCGUCUACACCGCAACCUGCUCCCUAGUUCGGUUCCGGCGAAUUGCCAAUACGCGAGCCAAGUAUGGCUUCCAUGAUCGCGCUUCUCUCAGGCGCAUGACGAAUGAGGAGGCACACCAGAUCGUCAAGCAGCUUGCUUCUCUGGAAGCGCCUACCUUCUACGACUUGGCACUUCGCAUGGCACUUUUCAGGACGUAUGCCAUUGAGGACAUUGCCAAGCUCCUGGUAGCAAGUAGCGAUCUGAAUCGCCAGCAGCACGCACCAAAACGCUAUGAAGAUACUGGCGCCAUCUUUGCCAGCUUCAUCAAGUUUGCACCAGACUCUGAAUAUCUGCACAAGGCCGUGGCCCGAAUGAACUACUUACACAGCCCCUACCAAAAGAACGGUAAAAUCACCAACCGCGACCUCCUCUACGUGCUGUGGGCGUCCAUGUCCGAACCUGUUCGCUUCUUCCGGCAGUACGAGUGGCGCGCGCUGACCGAUAUGGAGGUGGCGGCCCUCGGCACUCUGUGGAAGUACAUUGGCGACACGAUGCAGAUUGACUACAAGGCUGAGCUCGGCCAAGACCAGUGGCAAGACGGCAUCGACUUUCUCGAGCAUGUCACCGAGUGGGCUUAUCGAUAUGAAGAUGUGGCAAUGAAGCGUCUGCCGGAGGUGCAGAAGCUGGGCGAAGUGCUCAUCGAUCUGCUUCUGAAAUCGUAUCCGGCGGCGGUGCGGCCGAUGGCGUACCAGGGUAUCCUGGUGCUCAUGGGCGACAGGAUGCGCCAUGCGUUCAGUCUGCCGGAUCCUAGUACGUUCGACAAUGCCCUUGUUCACAGUAUCAUGUUUAUACGCAAAUCUGUCGUCCGCUAUCUCAUGCUGCCGCGCCUUUUCAGGGUUGAGUACCUGUCUGAUCCGGAUCCGCAAACGAGCCGCGUGCACAACCUGCACUACCUCAAGGAGCCGUGGUACACGCGCGUCUCGCUCUGGACGCGUUGGGGGCCCGAGGCGCUGCUGACAUGGGCCACUGGCGGCCAGAUCCCCGGUGACGGCGGAAAAGAAAUGCUCCCAGAGGGCUUCCUCUUUACAGACCUCGGGCCGCGACCCAAGAUGGGCAAAGGCAUCGAGGACACGCAGCGGUGGGAGCAGGUUGUCAAGACGACCAUUGCACCAUCGGCGUGUCCAUUUGGCCUCAAAUAG